This is a messenger RNA of Epithele typhae, 1866 nucleotides long. RefSeq names its product fungal-specific transcription factor domain-containing protein. Gene Ontology annotation, cellular component: nucleus. NCBI's taxonomy places the organism in Eukaryota, Fungi, Basidiomycota, Agaricomycetes, Polyporales, Epitheliaceae. Gene Ontology annotation, molecular function: zinc ion binding; DNA binding; DNA-binding transcription factor activity, RNA polymerase II-specific. Gene Ontology annotation, biological process: DNA-templated transcription; regulation of DNA-templated transcription. Bases 1 to 1866 code for a protein of 621 amino acids. The record is from RefSeq and is a predicted model, not a curated record. The transcript is spliced from 7 exons.
AUGAAGGCCCCCUCUGCUCUCCAGCGCGGCAUGGCCUGCCUCUCUUGCCGCAAGCGCAAAAUGAAAUGUGAUGGCGCCCGUCCGGUCUGUACCCAAUGCAGCAAGGCAAACCGCGGCACCGACUGCGAGUACUAUGAGAAGAAGCGCACCUCCCGCACCCAACUCCUCCAAGCCAAAAUCACCAAGCUCGAAGCACGACUCCGCGAGCUCGAGGCCGAGCAGUCUCCCGACUCCGCAUCCUCCCCCUCCGACCUCUCCUCCCACUAUAUGCGCUCGAGCUCAUGUCCCGCUGUCCCAGAACCCAAUGACUUUGACUUCGGUUUUGACGAUUUCGGCACACCCGAGCUCAACAACGACCUUUUCCUCGCCAACGACAGCUUCUCCGGUCUCGACGACACCAUCCUCCUCUCCGGCUUCCAAGACCCCUCCUCCUCACUGCGCGGUAUGACCUGGACGGGAGAAGAGUUCGACCUCGGUCCGUCCGUUGCCGAUCUUCUUCCGUCCUGCCCCCCAUCCUCUAGCUCGAGCGCACCCAGCCCCCUGGAUUCUCCCCCGGAAUUCUCUCCCAAUUGGUGGGAAAAUAGCUCUUUCUGCGAAGAUAAGCAGCUGCUCCUCGAUAUCUUCUUCGCACACCGCCACCAAUGUGGCUUCGACGUGCAUAUAGGGCGCUUCAAGUCAUCCCUCCUCCUCCCCGCCACCCGCCAACCCCAUCCGUCGCUCGUUGACGCCAUCUACCUCCUCGCCUGCUACUUCUCACGUGUACCGUCAUAUACCGAUCUCGAACCACACUUCCUCAAGCGCUCGCUGAGGGGCAUUGCAGACGGCCUCCAGCACUCCGACCGCAUCGUACAUGUUCUUCAAGCAUCGUGCCUACUCGCCGUCUACUUCUUCUGGCAUGGGCGAACACUAGAGGGCUACUAUCACUCCUCAAUCGCUGCUCGCCUCGCGGUCGGCCUCGGCCUCCACCAGAUUCCGCCACGACACCAGUAUCCUCAGGCCUUCCAACCGGACGCCCCGGUCCCCCUAAAGGCCUCUGUUCCUCUACCCCCGCCGGUAGACGAUGUGGAGUACGCGGAGCGGGUCGCCGCCUUCUGGCAGAUCUUCUCCGUGGACCGCACCUGGGCGGUCGCGACGGGUCUGCCGACCGCGCUUCCAGACGACGACCACCCUCGGUCCCGCAUAGACACCAGCUGGCCGGUGGGGAUCCCGAAUGACCCUGAGCCGACGCUGCAGAACGGGCUGCUUUCGCCGUUCCCCGGCAGUCACCUCUCCGGCUCGGAUUCGACCAGCGGCCUGCGUGUGAAGGCCAUAGCGCUCUUCGAGCGGACCGCCCGCGCCUCGUCCUCAGCGUCCAAGGACGAGAACAUGGCCACGCUCGAGCUCCGGAUCCAGCACCUGUCCGCGCAGAUCGCGUCGCUCUCGAGCGCGAGCGCGCGGUUCGGCGCCGGCGCCGGCGGAGCGUCGGGGCCGACGACGAUGGCGUCCAUGAAGUCGCUCGUGCACGCGUCCGCGAUCCACCUCUACCGCGACGGGCUCGAGCGCUCCGGGGACGCGUACCAGAAGUGCGUCUGGGCGGCGAACUCGAUCGUGAACAUCAUCCAGACCCUGCGCGAGGGCGAGUACGAGCACGCGUGCCCCGGGCUGAGCACGUGCUGGCGCACCGCGGCGGAGGUGUACGUGCAGAUGCUCGCGGCGCACCCCGGCGCGGAGCCGGCGCGGGUCGCGCUCAUCGAGCGGCAGCUGGACGUGAUCGUGGAGGCGAUGGGGCGCCUCGGGCUCGUCUUCCCCGUCGCGAAUCACCAUGCUGCGAAGGUGCAGGACGACCGGUUGCUGGCACGACAAGCCGUGCUCGCCUCCGUUAUUUAA